Labrus mixtus (cuckoo wrasse) is the source of this 10387-nucleotide messenger RNA. RefSeq names its product serine-rich adhesin for platelets-like. Lineage: Eukaryota; Metazoa; Chordata; Actinopteri; Labriformes; Labridae. The record is from RefSeq and is a predicted model, not a curated record. Gene Ontology annotation, cellular component: nucleus. Gene Ontology annotation, molecular function: nucleic acid binding; zinc ion binding. The transcript has 27 exons. The coding region runs from base 380 to 9739 and encodes 3119 amino acids.
UGCAGUUUAAGGAUUCCUGCAAACGAAACGAAGAGCAUGGACGCUUCUAAGUUGCACUAUAUACAAAAAUAACGAAAGCUUUGCAUUAAUAUCGGAGCGCUGUGCCCCUUGUUCUACCCCCGGGCCCUUGACGAGCCCUCUGCUUGGAGGGCUCCCAGGGAGCUCACUCCUGAUUGGCCAACAGGCAGCCUCCUUGCGACUGGCUCAACUGAAAGCCCAGCUAGCACUGACGCAGAUAAACAAUUCUCUCGCUUUUGGCAGCCAGGGAGUAACAUUUGCAACCAACUCCAACAAAUCUAUUCCCUACAUAUCCACAACGCCCCCUUGCCCAACUGCUGCAGCCAUCAAUCUUCUCAACCUUCUGAAGAUUGCAAACACAAUGUCCAAUCCCCUGUAUAACCCCUAUGCCUCUGGGAACCAAAGUUCCUCCCAGGGGCAGUAUGGACUCUCGACGACACAGGCAGAAAGGGACCCUCGGGGGGCAUCCUCCUUUCUUGGACAUAGUUCCAGCCUAAGAUCUUCCGGAGCUUCCUCUGGAAUUCCUGACAACUCUAGGCAAACCAUACCAUCAUUGAUGUCUCUGUCGAGAAAUUACAGGACUGAACAAAGUAGGUCUGCCAUGGAUGAAGAUAUAGCUAGCUCUGUAGACAUGCACAUUAGCAGAGCCAGAGAGGAGGUAAGGCUUCUUGGACGAUCGAAUGAUCAGCCCAUGGACCAGGACACUCGCUUUUCCAGCUCACAAAGGGAUGAGUUUCUCCCUUUUCUGAGCACAGGAAUGGACUCCUACCCAAAGUCAUCAACCUCUGCCUCUCUGAGACAUAGAGACAAUUUGGAUGGUCAAAGUGGCAGCAGCUCCUUUGACUGUUCAUCAAAGUACAAAACACCCACUGCUGACGACUCAAAAUUUUAUACGCCCUCUGAUUUGUCUAACUUCCCAAGAAGUGAUGAUGGUAGGUUUGAUACCUCCAGUAAAAGAGAACGUGAGGGGCUCGGCGAUUAUGACUAUCAAAUUACUCACAGACCUGCAGCCUCUACAGAGUCCAAUCGACCCAAGUACACAUCUGAAAUAGCAGCAAAAGUCCUUCUGCAUUUUGGACUCGAAAAAGAUGAUUUGGAACAUCUCAUCUCCUAUCCUGAAGACCAGAUUACUCCUGCUAACCUGCCGUUCAUCUUGCGGGAAAUACGCCUUGAGAAGGACAAGAGAUCAACAGCAGAAGUUCAGUCUAAAACCUUCCCGGAAUCACAUUCUACCAGAACCGUAAGUGGAGUGGGCAGCUACAGUUUGAAUAGAACUGGGGAGGCAAUGAUGCAUCAGCAGAAAACUCCAUCAGCUGUUCCCCAGUCAAGCAAUGUGAUUGACUAUGGACAUACUGGCAAAUAUACAGCAGGGUCUGUGAAUGAGAUCGGAAGGAAAAGUGAUCGAGACAGUGGUAGGAUUGGUAGUAUGAUAGCAAUGGACAGUACUGCUAGCAGAUACAUUCAACAACCACUGCAAACAAAUACAACGGAUUGGAAAAGCAGCGCAUUGGAUUCUUCAUGUGAGCAGGCAAGUUCUUUUACCAGUAUCAUUUCCUCGCGUGGUUCAGCAUUGAGUUCUGCAACUUCUCAAAGCACUGAUCAGACAAAACGUUUGCAGAUCCACCCAAACCAGACUUUGCAGAAUAUCCUCAGCUCUUACUCUCUGCCAAAGAAAGAUACAGACAUCAGAGGUCUCCAGUUUGAGGACUGCCAACCUGUUCUUUUGAAUCAACCAGAAGUAGAUCGCCAGGCAAAAUCGAAAACCCAACCACCAUCCACUUUGUCCCAUGGCAUACAUCCAAGCAGACCGGGCCUUGUGCUCAUUGGAAGUAAUGAUGCCAGUACAAAGGAUCCAAGUAAAACGAAAAGGUCAGUGGUUGUUGAACAUAUCAUAAGGCAGCAGGUUAAAGAGACGAAGCAAAUGCAGCAACAACCGAUGCAGACGCAGAUGCAGGUGCAGAAGCCCCAAAAGCAGCCGCUGGAGCAGAAGCAGAGUCAGCAGACCCAAGUCCAGCAAGUGCAGCAGACGCAGAUACAGGUGCAGACAAGCCAGAAGCAGCAGAUGGAGCAGAAGCGGAAUCAGCAGACCCAAUUGCAGCAAGUGCAGCAGAAGCAGACGCAACUGCAGCAGACACAAAAGAAGGAGAUGCAACCUGUUUCUCAGGCAGGACAAACAAUGUGGCCUCCAGUUUCUUCUGCUGCACAAUCAGUUCCCCCUAUUCCAUUCCAUCCUGGGAUCCAUGGAAAUCCUUGCCCCUUCGUUCUUCCUCCAGUUCAUCCUCAGCCACCUGCGGGCCUGAUUCUCUACAAUCACUUGGCGAUGCUGUCCUCCAACGCGCAGUCUUCUGCCAAGGUGGCGGUCUCCAAGGAUCAGCCGACACCAGCCAUGAUGAAUGACUAUGCAGCUACGACCCCAAGACUCUUUCCACAUACCUGUUCUCUGUGUAACAAAAACUGUACUAAUAUGCAGGAUUGGAUCACACAUCAGAACACCAGUCUUCACCUUGAAAGCUGCAAGAAAUUUCGAAGAAGUUACCCUGACUGGGAUGCUGAGAAGAAUAUCGGGUCCAGGGCCGCAGGUAAAGAUGCAAAGUCCUCACCCUCAACCUCUGCACAGACUCGCCGACAUGAGAGAACCAGGCAUGAGAAUCCAAGUCAAAAGAGCCCCCCUCGCCGCCAUGGCUCUGACGGUCGAAGGAAUAAACGACGUAGUCCAUCACGAUCGCCUCAUCGCUCCAGAUACCAUCGCAGGUCCCGAUCCCGGUCUCGUUCUUCCUCACGAUCUCUCUCUCGCUCUCCAUGGCGCGAUCGGCGUAUCCCUUCACGCUAUCGGUCACGUUCAAGGAGCCCCGAGAGACAAUCGUCCCCAAGGAGGAGUGGCAGGAGAGGGUCGACACCGAGAAGGAGCCGUGAGAGACGUUCAACACCGAGAAAGAAGCGUGAGAGGAGAUCAUCGUCGGCGUCGGAGUCGUGCCCUGAACGAGAGAGGAAAAGCAGCGCAGAGAGACUGGCUAAGAAACUCCUGGAAACAUCAGGUAUCCAGUCACUGUCAAAUCAGAACGACCUGGAGGCCGUGGUUAAAAGUCUUGCUCCCGCCUUAGUGGCUGAACUAUCCAAGAUAAAAUCCUCCUCCUCCUCUUCCUCCGGUAAAGGACGGAAACGCUCCUCUUCUCCUCCCUCUGCUGGAGGAAAGAGAUCGUCUGCAUCAUCCUCCUCUACAGCAAGGAAGGAGUCUGCAACGAACGCCUCUAAAGCAAAGCCAAACCUGCAGAAGAGCGAGUCCAGUAAAGUGUCACCUCCGACCAUGGUGACCCUGCAGGGGAUUUGCCCUGCUCUCUCUCACAGUGAACUGCUCUCUGCCGUCGAGCAGUUUGGAAAAACAAAGUCUGUUGUUGUGUUUCGGGCCAAGAUGGAGGGCGUGGUGAUUUACGAGAAAGAAGAGGAUGCUAAAAAGCUGAAGAGCUUGAAGUCAUUCUAUGUCAACAGAAUCCCUCUCACUGUUGUCAAAGAAAAGGUGACUGUUUGUAAAGAGGAGAAGACCCCUCCUCUGAAAAAACCUGAAUCUACCACGCCUAAAGCUGUACCAACUGUCACAACAGAAAAAAAGGCGGUUUCAGAAGGUAAAAACGUCUCGACCCAACAGAAAGCCAAAACUCUACAAACUGGAUCGUUGUCUACAGAGGGAGCCUCAGGGUCCAAGUCUCCUGGAAACAAGCCUGCAUCUGAAAAGUCUAAAACCACCGUUAGAGAACCUGGAGAGGAGCUGAAAGACAAACCAAAAGCUCCAGAACCGGUGAAGGCCUCAGAGGUUAAAGUAGAAACGGUCUCAACAACACAGAAACCCAAAACUCCAGCGGACAAGCUGCCUGCAGGAGAAGCUGCCACUAAAGAAAGCGUCUCUGAAAUAGCUCCAAAAGAUGCAAAGAAUCCCACUAAAUCCACAGCUCCAGAUCAUCAGUCUGAGGACAACUCCAAGCCUAAAGAAUCUGAAACUAAGCUUCAAGAGUCUUUGGAGGAGCCGAAGGACACGGCCGAGGAUGUUGAAAAAGCACAUGAACCAGCUGUUGAACCAGAGAGUCGAGGAAAACCCGACAACGCUGAAGAUUCAGAUGAACCGAUGGAGCUCGAGGUGUCAGGAGGUAAAGUAUCAGAACCUGUGGAAGUCAAAGGGGAAGAAACGAGUUCAGAGGCUGCACCGGAAAGUUCAGCAGACGAACCCGGAGAGAGUCGACCGCCGACCGGUUCAGAUGCAGCAUCGACCAUGGAUGCCUCCGAAGCGUCUGACAAUGUCUCAGCCGAGGAAGCUGCAUCUCUGACAAUGCAGCCGACGGCUUCAGUAACGAGCGAGCAGCAGCCUGCUUCUUCAGUUACCCCUCUGACUGUCGGGGAGAAGGUAGAAAAGCUGCUAGAUACAACGAAAAUAGGCUGCUUCAACGUAAAGCGCUGCUUCAACCAAAAAUUUUCAAAGCUCGGUAAGAGGCAGCUGCUCGUAUCUGAUCUGCCCGAGUAUAACGACGGCUGCUACACCGAGGACGAUGUUACCAAGCUGCUCACUCCUCUCGGGUUUCGACACACGGACGACAGCAUCUUUGUUUUUCCACAGGCUCGAGUGGCUUUCGUCAUGAUGCCGACAGUGAAGAGCGUACGUGACGCGCUGAAGGCUUCAGUUGAUCACUGCGUUGUUUUGAAAGGAUCUCCACUCCUGAUCAAGGUGUUAACCGGAAACCAAAUGAACGAACCGCUCGGUUUAUAUACCACCCUGAUGCAGCAGAUGAAGUCUGGUGAGAUGAGUGAAGGAAAUAAAACAGUGCUGAUCAAGAACAUCUCACUGGAGGAGACCAAGGAGCUCAGGGAAGCUUUGAAGGAUUUUGGUUCUUUCAAGAACUUCAUGCCUCUCCUCAACAAGGUGUUUAUAGAGUUCAAGACGGUUCAAGAUUCUGAUCGGUUUCUAGGUUGGUACAGUCUGCUGAAACCAGGGCGUGGCCACGAAGUACACAAGAUGAAUGCGUACCAAUGCAGCUAUUUAAAAACAGAAGCCGUAUCGGUCACAGCUCAGCCGAAAGCUGCAGGAGAGAAGAAAGAGGAAACGGCAUCGUCCCCUCACUCUUCUGCUGAUGGCACACCUCUGACCCGGGGGGAGACGGAAGAGCAGCUUCUGUGCAAAGAGAGAACAGAGGGUCUACCAGAAAAUCCCCGCCUCUCACCACAAAUGCUCGUGAAAGAGGAGCCGCACACAGCUUUGGUCUCUGCCUCAGAUACCCCGUCUGCCUCUGUAGUCAGCAGUGGAGACGUAGUCCCUGCUGCUUCCAGCCCUGAUCCCUCAUCCACAGCGCCCAUGCCUGAAGAAGACCUCGCAGAAUUCCCUCAGAUAGACACAGAAAUUUUACAGGCGCUCACGGCAGCAGUGCGCCAGCACAGACUCACACUAGCGGCAAAAAGGUUGAAGAGGACGGAAGACGAGGGUCAGGACGAUCUUAAAGAUGCCGCUUCUUCAGAUGCAAAUCUCACUGAUACAGAGAAUGUGAACAUGGAGGAAUUUGUCACUGUUGAUGAAGUCGGUGAUGAAGUUGAAGUUGAAGACCCAAACCCCGAGCCUCAUCACUCGUCCUCAUCCAAACAUUCCUCCAGAGAGAGAAGAGAGAGGCAGAGUUCAAGCGGACAAAGGACCUCAACGAGGUCUUCGAAGGACUCCAAGAGCUCAUCCUCUUCAACAUCCAAAUCAAGUAAAGGCUCUGACUCUAAAAACUCAUCCGAGCACAGCAAAUCCCCAACCAAACCUUCAUCCUCCAGUGCGAGUAAGUCCUCCUCCUCCUCGUCUUCAGUGGUGACUGAAACUCCUUCCACCCCUGAUAAGAAAACACAACAGAGCAGGACAAAAUCUCCCGUCAAGUCAUCCGAUACAACAACCUCCCCAAGGACCCGCUCAUCAACUGCUGCAAGAGAGAAGACUAAAUCUACAGGAAGUGUUGAGGCCUCUUUAGAGACUCAUCCAGAGAAACUUAGAGAAGAAACAAAGAGUGUUGAGGCAAAGUCCGUCCACAACUGGUCAGCAGAGGGCGCUGCUGCAGAAUCUGUGGAGUCAGAGAUGGAAACCUCAAUGGUGAAGGGUGAUGGCGACCAGGACAACAGUUCUAAAACCCAGAACACUGGGCCCAAGGAAUCCCCGACUCUGCAUGAAGAACUCUUCCAGAUCUUGGACAGUAUCGAUGAUGAACCUAAAGCCCAAACAGAGGCGUCCAGUGAAAUGGGAAUGGAUCUUUCUCGCCAAGGUCAAAAAGACAGCGACAAGGUCCAAGAUGACGGUUCCAGAGUAAUGCAGCUGUCCGAGAAAGAUCAAAGUCCAGAAGUGGAUAGUUCUGUAAAGGAGGGUGGGGAGAAGACAAAAUUAAAAGACGAAGAAGUCAAAGGCCAAACCCAAAUCCCAAACGUAGACCAGCCUGUUCAAGAAAGUGUCAACAAAGACAAUUCCAAAAGCCCUGGCAGUGAUGAUACUGCAAAAGAAACCUUUGAGAUAUUGGAUUCAACUGAUGAAACCUCCAGUAGGCAGAUAUCUACAGACGACAAAGGGCAAAGACUAGAGGAGGAAGACACUUACCAGAUCAUUGAUUCAGUGGAAGAACCGCUAACAACUACUGAGACCGAGUCAGAGACUGACAAAGGGAGGAAAAAGACAAAGAGGGGAGAGGCCACUUCGACAAAAGACGGUAGACCUUCAAGGAGGAGCGGCCACACAAGCAAAACAUCCAAAAGAGAUGAGAAUGAGACGUCACCAAAGAAACAAGAGAAGGGAGUUACAACACGGACAAAGAUGGACGCCACUGGGGACAGAGAGGAGAUGAUGUUUGAGAUAGUAGAUUCUGUUGAAGAUAGUUCAGAUCAAGAUGACAUCACUAAAGACAGACCAGGUAGAAGAAGAAGUACCAGAGGAAAGAAAGAGGAGACUGUGGGGAAAGAUCUCAAAGAAGCAUCUGAAAAUCCAGACGGGGACGAGGAGGGUGCAUUUCAGAUUUUGGACUCUGUGGAAGGGGAGGCGGUUAAUGAUGAACCAGCCACUGCAACAAGAUCGAGCAGAGGACGGAGGGACAGAACUAAGAUAGAUGAGAAGACAAAAAACAGGGAGGACACCCCGACAAGAAGUAGGCGUACUCCUGCCAGGGAGGACACGCCAAAGAAAGCUCCUCCAAAAGAGAAACCACCACCGAAGAAGAGCGCCAGUGAUGUAGAAGGGAUAAGUGGGGAUGUUUCUUCCUUUCAAAUACUGGACUCUGUGGAGGAUGAGGUUAUUAAAGACGAUGGGGCUGGUACAAGAGUUAAAAGAAAGAGGGGAAGACCUAAAAAACAGGUUGAACCAGCUAAAAAAGAAGGCGCAACACCAAAGACGAUUGACAAAGAAGCAUCUGACAAAUUGGCCGAAGAAGAAGAAGAAGAGGCGUCUUAUCAGAUUCUUGAUUCUGUAGAGGAUGAGUCAGUCGAUGAUGAGCCACCAUCAGACCAGUCUGGGACGAUCUCUAGGAACAUUGACGAACAAGAACAGAAGUGCGAAUCUCACACAUCAACCAAAAGUGAGGAAGAGGAGAAAGAACCAAGAUAUCAGAUCGUAGAUUCUCUUGAAGACGAUCAGCUAACAGCGAUGGGGGAUUCCAAUAUUGAAAGACAGGAAACAGCUAAGACAGAGGAUGAAGAAGCUGAAAGGGAAGGCACUCCAAUUUGUCCUACUGUCACGGAAGCAUCCGGAAAAUUGCUUGUCAAGAAGGAAAGUCCCAAUCGGAGAGUUGAGGGAUAUGAUGAUCCGUCGGGUGCUGGGGAGAAGGAAAGGACACCCAAAAUAGACAUUGACAAUAAGGAACCAUCACCUUUCAGAACCCAGAGCGAUACUGGCAUACUUGAAAAAGAGGACAAGCAGAAGUCCCCUGAGAAGCAACAGACGCCAAGCGCUCUGGUGAACCUGGACGAGGUUAGCGACGAGGAGGAGGAUUACCCCGACGACACGGCAGAGGAAGAAGAACUAAGGAAGAGCGAAGCUGCCGCAAAAGAGAAGCGGUCUCCAAAGGAACAGGAAGGAAGGAGCCGGAGCGGCAGCAGAGGAUGGGGAUGUGGGAAAGGGAAGAGCAGGGAUAAGAGAGGAGGAAGGAAAGAGGAGGAGGAGGUUGAUACCCAGGAGCUUGUUACUCUGGAUGAGGUGGGGCCAGAUGACGUUGUGGAGGAAGGGGCGCGAGACCAUCAAGACUGCGGUGGGAAGAUCAAGAAGGGAGAACCUCCGGCACCCGACGCUUUUGGAGUGACUGAAGGACAGGCUGAAGAAAACAUGAUGGAGACCGACCAGAGCCAGGAGGACAAAUCAGUCAACACCUCGAUCCAAACUUUACAUGAAGCUGGCGUCGGUGAAGAAGAAGAACAACCGGAUGAAAACCAAGCUGAGAAAUCCUCCAGACCUGCAAAGCGCAAACACAAUGAAGACAAAGAUGAAAGUGUGAACUUUGUGACGGUGGAUGAGGUCGGAGAGGUGGAAGAAGAGGAGGAACAGGAAGCGGUAACAUCUAAGAGAAGAGGUCGAGGCAGGAAAACCAGACGGACUCCAGUGAGGAAAUCCACCAGGGGCAAAACUGUGAGCACCAAAGACCAAAGAGAAGAAGACAAGGAACCAAGCGAUGACCUGCCAUCCUCUUCACUUGAAGCCCCCAAACCAUUGGACAAAGAGUCAGCCAAACUGUCACAGGAGGUCCAGAAGACAGCGGACUUCCAGGAGACAGUUGAGGUCCAGGAGACAGAGGAGGUCCAGGACAUGGCGGAGGUCCAGAAGACGGCGGAGGUCCAGAAGACAGCGGAGGUCCAGAAGACAGCAGAGGUCCAGGACAUGGCGGAGGUCCAGAAGACAGCAGAGGUCCAGGAGACAGAGGAGGUCCAGGACAUGGCGGAGGUCCAGAAGACAGCAGAGGUCCAGAAGACAGCAGAGGUCCAGGAGAUGGCGGAGGUCCAGAAGACAGCAGAGGUCCAGGAGACAGAGGAGGUCCAGGACAUGGCGGAGGUCCAGAAGACAGCAGAGGUCCAGAAGACAGCAGAGGUCCAGGAGACAGCUGAGGUCCGGAAGACAGUUGAGAUCCGGAAGACAGUUGAGGUCCAGAAGACAGCAGAGGUCCAGAAGACAGCAGAGGUUCAGGAGACAGCUGAGGUCCAGAAGACAGCAGAGGUCCAGAAGACAGCUGAGGUCCAGGAGACAGUUGAGAUCCGGAAGACAGUUGAGGUCCAGGAGACAGUUAGGGUCCAGGAUACGGCAGAGGUCAAAGCAGCUACCCAACCUGGCAUUGACACCUCCUCUGCUGGACCGGAGCUGCAGCUGGAGAACAAAACUCUGGAGGAAGGAGACGGGGAGGAGGCGAACCAAGAAAGGAGCCGGGCUGCCAUCAAAGUGGUGAAUAAAAGCAGGAGGGAGAUUCAUGGAACUGAAGCAAAGCGGUCUCGUUCUCAGUCUCCUUCUGUCCCUGCAGACUUCAAACUGCCAGAGUAUAAACCCAACAACCCCCUCGGUCAGGAGUUUGUUGUCCCCAAAUCCGGUUUCUUCUGCAACAUCUGCUCCGUUUUCUACCUGAACGAGAGGACGGCCAAGGAGCUCCACUGCAGCAGCCAGAAGCACUACGACAACCUGCAGAAACAUUACCAGAAGAUUCAAAAGACAUCCCAGAGAGGUUCAUCUCAGUGUUCUAAAGGCUCCGUGUCCGAUUGAUCCAAACUUCAGCUCCUGUUUUUUUUGUGGAAUGACGCAGUUGGUUCGAGUGGCACGUUUUUGUCACUGUCCCAUCAAACCUAACCAGUAUUGAAUCGUGUUUUGGUGCCUCACUUUGCUGCCUGCUGGUGCACAGCUUCCUUGAGUCAGUCGAGUCCUGGAAACACGACUUUGAGUUUCAUCAUGAAGCCGAAACAUUAAGUGGCACUUUAAAACUUCAGACGGAUUAGAUUAGAUUUCUUUUAAAUGUUUCUGAAAUUACUUUUGUUUCCUGUUUUUGUACACACAGGUGUCAAAAUAAAACCCUGUUACACAGUUAUAUUACUGUAUAUCUCUUAUGUAAAUAUGACAAAUAUUUUAUUUUAGUUCAUUCCUUGAGUUAAAUUAAAUCAUAGUACACUUGUCUAAUUUCAUUAUUUAUAAUAAUUCAUAAUUUCAAUUAAUUAUGCAAAUUGAAAAUGUAUUAAAGAGGUGUAUCUUUAAGUUUCUUCGACCUUGAUCCUGUGGUGUUAAAGGUCAAUAGUUUGUCACAAGGUCACAAACGUCUUUAAGAAAAAAAAAGGGUCCAACGUGUUGAAUGGUUUCUGUUGCAGUUUGCUUUUGUUUAGUUUCUACAAACAUCAAUAAAAGAAAAACAAAUGUCUCAAA